CAUGCAUUAAUUAAACACUUACAAUUUUUGUUGGAAUAGGGAGACAAAAAUCAAGGUGAGUAAACUCCAAAGGGACACAAAAAUUUUCAAAGUCCAAAUUGGAAUCAAUCUGACAAUAAAAUUCCUUUCUCCAAGUUCAAUCAAACAUAUAUUCCAAACUAAAUCAGGAAUCAUUCUGACAAAUCAAUUUCUAGUCCCCAAUCACUUCUACUCAUCUCUCUUCUUCAUUAACUACCAAACAAACAAACCCCUUUUCUUGAUCUCUCCAUUUUUGGCUAUAUAUCUUUAACUUCUUCUUUCUUUCAUGAGAGAUUAUAUUAAUUUCUUCCCUCUUCUCAUUUAAUUGUACUCUUAUUGUGUUUCAUCCCUUCAUUGGAUAUUGAAGAUAUGGUGAGCGCGGAUCUUGCUCGGUUUAUCGUUGGCGUUAUUGGAAAUGUGAUCUCCUUCGGCCUCUUUCUGUCACCAGUACCAACAUUUUACGAAAUAAUAAAGAAGAAAUCAGUGGAAGAAUUCAAGCCAGAUCCUUAUAUCGCAACAGCGUUAAACUGUAUGUUUUGGGUGUUCUAUGGAAUGCCUUUUGUUCAUCCAGACAGCUUUUUGGUCAUCACCAUCAACUCCGUUGGACUUCUUCUUGAGAUCAUUUAUUUGACCAUCUUCUUCCUCUAUGCUGAUUAUAGAGGCCGGACAAAAGUGUGCAUCUCUCUUCUAAUUGAACUCAUAUUGGUAUCCAUUGUAAUUCACAUAACCAUAUUAGCUCUGCAAGGAACAAAGAAUAGAUCAUUGAUGGUUGGAAUUAUUUGUGACAUUUUCAACAUCUUGAUGUAUGUCUCUCCUCUAACUAUCAUGAAAAAGGUGAUAAAGACCAGAAGUGUGAAGUAUAUGCCAUUUCCCCUUUCAUUGGCUAGCUUCUUCAAUGGUUGCAUUUGGAUGUCUUAUGCUCUCAUCAAAUUUGAUAUCUACAUAUUGAUUUGCAAUGGAAUUGGAGUAAUUUCAGGCCUCCUUCAACUAUUUAUAUAUGCAUAUUAUUACCUAACAGGUUCGAAAGUGGAAGAAAUUAUAGAGAAGGAGCCAAGUAAAUUAGAACAAAAUAAGGUUCAACUGUCUGUCAUAGAAGGACCAUGCAAAGUCUAGAAAGUGUUUUCUUUUUUUCUUUUCUUUUUUUUUUGGUAAUUUAGAAAGUUUAAUUUGGGCUAAGUGAGCCCUUAAUUACUCAGCUUUUAUGUGUUUGUAUUAAUCAAAAACAAACUAUCACUAUUGUUUUGGGAAUUUUAAUUUUGUUUAAAUAAGUUUGCCACA
Cucumis sativus (cucumber) is the source of this 1296-nucleotide messenger RNA. RefSeq names its product bidirectional sugar transporter SWEET5. The record is from RefSeq and is a predicted model, not a curated record. Gene Ontology annotation, cellular component: membrane. Gene Ontology annotation, biological process: carbohydrate transport. Lineage: Eukaryota; Viridiplantae; Streptophyta; Magnoliopsida; Cucurbitales; Cucurbitaceae. Gene Ontology annotation, molecular function: sugar transmembrane transporter activity. The transcript is spliced from 6 exons. Bases 388 to 1131 code for a protein of 247 amino acids.